Messenger RNA from Aspergillus costaricaensis CBS 115574, 282 nucleotides. RefSeq lists its product as uncharacterized. Lineage: Eukaryota; Fungi; Ascomycota; Eurotiomycetes; Eurotiales; Aspergillaceae. The record is from RefSeq and is a predicted model, not a curated record. Bases 1 to 282 code for a protein of 93 amino acids. The transcript has 3 exons.
AUGUUCGACUGGUUCAAGUCUUCCAACAAGGAGUCUGCUACCCAGCAGCCCACCUGGAACCCCAACACCAUGACCAUGCAGCAGCCUUCCGCCCCGGAAGCUCCCGUAACCGAGCAGGUCGUCACCGGUCAACCCGGCCAGCAAGAGACGAUGCAGAUGGGCCUGCGUGGUGGUGGUGAGGGCGAGGAUGUGCGCCGGUCUUUGCUGCUUCGAAUGCUGCGAAUGCUGCUGCUAGAUGAGAUAAUCACCCGGAUAGACCAUCUUCUAUACUACGAUCCUUAA